AUGAGGAAGAGGCACCUCUCCCAUUUUGAACUUCCCAACGAUAAGUGGAACUUGGUAGACGACAGCCUGCUCUACCGAAUCGUCAAAGACGCGGAAGACAAAGUUUACAAGAAGAUAUUUUCCUUCGACCUGGACAACACCCUAAUCCUGUCCCGCUCCUUCUUCAAGCCUGCUCAAAACGAGCACGACUACAUUUUCUACGCAGACGUAAUCGAUUUUAUAAAAAAAAAAAGAAAUGAAAAUUACAAAAUAAUUAUUUUCUCCAAUCAAAAGGGAGUAAGCACAGGGAAAAUAAGUCUUCUAAAUAUAGUUAACCGGGUUGAUGAUGUCAUCGACAAAAUAGGGAUCCCCUUGGAGUGCUACUUGGCAUUAAAAAAUGACAAGUACAGGAAGCCACGAAUUGGCAUGUAUAAUUUUGCCCUGCAAAAUAAUAAAGCCAAAAUUGAAGAAAUUAUUUAUGUAGGAGAUAAUGCCAACAGAAUUUAUGAUGACAAUUUUAAGACAAAAUUUAUUAAUCACCUCAAGUGUGUAUAUACUCAAAAUAAGGUGAAUAUCAAUAUAGGCGAAAUUGCCAAGAGGUUGAAAAAGGACUACACAGAUACCGAUUUAAAAUUUGCACUGAAUAUAAAGGCUACAUUUUACACCCCUGAGGAACUGUUCCUAAACAUAAAAAAUAACAUAUCAACAGAGUUUUCCUUCAAUCCGUCCACCUUGCUCAAAAAUGUGGAUAUAAAAUCAAAUGAGCAGGACGCUCAGGGUGACUUGCGCCGUUUGCUUCGACCAGAUCUGCACCUAGGGCACGAACAAAAGGAAGCCUCCUCCCCAAAAAAUGAAACACAAAAUGGAAAACAAGGUGAAACCGCCUCUCCACAAACUGACACACAAGCUGACACACAAACUGGCACAAAAAAUGGAACGAAAAACGGAACGGAAAACGGAACGGAAAAUGGAACGGAAAAUGAAACGCAAGAUGAAGGCGCCUCCCCCCCAAAUGAUCUGCCACAGUCGCCGCCACAGGGUGAACAAUAUUUGGUGCUGCUAAUUGGCCCCCCGGGCUGCGGAAAAACUUCCAUUUGCAAAAAAUAUUUCGCAGACUUCGUUAGCAUAAAUUUAGAGGAACUGAGCACAAAAAAUAAACGCAUAGAUACCAUCAGACAAUCCAUUACAAGCGGCAAAAAUGUUGUAAUGGACAACGCAAAUAUAUACGUAAAAAACAGGCUAAUCUAUAUCUCUGAGGCAAAAAAAAUAAAUGCUAAUUUAAAGGUUAGCGCCAUUUUCUUUCAAUAUUCCAAAGAGUUGGUUUUUCACUUGAACAACUUCAAAAUGAUUACCGAUGAAGAAAAUAUUAUGCACGAAGUUCCGACCAUUGCCAUUCACUCCUUUUAUAAAUAUGUAGAAGUACCCUCUGAAAGUGAAAACUUUGACAGAGUCGUAACUCUGCAUGAUGAGCAUUUUGUGCCAUCCGAUUUACAGAACGAGGAGCGCCGAAAGUUAUUUUUUUCGUACUUGUACUAA
Molecule: messenger RNA, 1515 nt
Organism: Plasmodium knowlesi strain H
Lineage: Eukaryota; Apicomplexa; Aconoidasida; Haemosporida; Plasmodiidae
Product: bifunctional polynucleotide phosphatase/kinase, putative
Exons: 2
Coding region: 1-1515 (504 amino acids)
Biological process (GO): DNA repair
Molecular function (GO): double-stranded DNA binding; ATP binding; ATP-dependent polydeoxyribonucleotide 5'-hydroxyl-kinase activity
Source: RefSeq, a predicted model, not a curated record